Molecule: messenger RNA, 3864 nt
Organism: Fomitopsis serialis
Lineage: Eukaryota; Fungi; Basidiomycota; Agaricomycetes; Polyporales; Fomitopsidaceae
Product: ribonuclease H-like domain-containing protein
Exons: 10
Coding region: 1-3864 (1287 amino acids)
Source: RefSeq, a predicted model, not a curated record
AUGUCGAAACCUAAGUCGCAUGCUGGUGUCUUCGUCUCGCAUGAAUGGAUACUGGCUGGCCAGCAGUUUGCAAACACACCAAGCUACGUCCGCGAAGUCCUUGCGAGCCUUCUCACAAUGCCAUCUGGCUUGGAGAUAGCUCUUUUCGGUGUACCAUCCACAACUGUCCGUGCAUUCAUUGCUAAUGGCCAGGUACCAAUACUCUCGCCCGGAAGUCCUACCCCGAGUACACAAGACUUCUUCUCUGCAGAACCUUCCACCCUUCCUACGUUCAAGGACCUGUGCGCGCUGCCUGUGCCGCCUGUGGAGAUGAUAGAUAAGCUCUUUCGUGCUGUAGGAGAAGAGUGGCUUGCUGGAAAGGUCUCUAUCCAUUAUGCUCACCUCAUAUCGACCUCGUAUGCCACCAGCACUGGUGCCAACUCCCUGGUGCCCUUGUAUAUUCUCAGUUUCUGGCGCCGUGUGCAUCGCAUGCGGAGCACCUACACAACCUGGAAAACAGCCGAAACAUGGUUGUUGACGUCUGGGCGUGCUCCAGGGCCACUGACCGACUCAACCCGACUCCUCUUGACACGGAUACCCCAUUCCGGACGCCUUGGAGCUCUUGAAGGGAAGCCGGACACGAUAGCUCUCGCCUCAUUUCUUUCACGAGAAUGGCUCGCAUCAGAACACAUCGGAAUGAUCUGUAACAUACUACGCACCGAUAUCGACAUGGACGACCACCUUCGAGGGAGACAUGCUAUUUGGGAUGCAUACUGGACGUGGCUGCUAUGGAGCAGGUAUGUAGAAAGGGCACAGGUACGCAGUGCCACAGGAAAGCCUAUCCCACCUCCAAAGGUCGUGCUCCCUGCUUGGUUGGUCCAAUUUGGAGAGCGCCUCGCAAGUGGGGACCUUCUAUCACUGAGUCUCGUUUUCAAUUUGAAUGGUGCCCACUGGAUCGCGGUCGUCGUGGACUUCAGGGUGUGGUCUAUCCUCUUCGCGGACUCGAUGGGACAUAGCAUCCCUCCUCAGCUGCAUGAUCUGCUUCAAUGGUGGCUCACACCGUACGCAAAACAGCAGCUCUCUGUAUCGCACCUUCCAUGCAUGCGACAGGCGCCUGGCGACUACUUCUCGUGUGGAAUCUGUGCCCCGAACGCUAUUGCCCACUACUAUCUGCCGGAUCUCCAUCCCCUCAUAUUGCCUGAUAUGGUCGACAGUGCACGGAUGGUCUAUUUGGAACGUAUAUGGAAGAUCUCGCAAUCCUCACCCGUGGAAGCCGCGACAUCAACACCCGACUUCACUGAUAGUGACCUCGGUGGCGCCCUGCAGAUUGAUCAGGACAUCACCAUCAUUGAUACGUCUAUCGACAUACCUAUCCUGUCCAAGCCCAAGUGUGACAGUGCAGCCAUCGCAUGCGAGACCCCAAAGGUGCCAGGAAAGCCGAUGAAGCGAAAACGGCGUCCGAUCGGAAUGGGGUUCGAUGUGGGGAGCAACCUUAGUGAUGAGGGUUCCGAGGUCAACCCGAUGGACGUCAUACUGAUGGGGAAGGCGGCACCGCACCUGAAGAAGCCCGUGAAGAAGCGUCGUCGUGGGGGGAAGUCUCAGAAGAAGAAAGCGGAGAAAUCUGUGGCACUACCUGCAAUUCGAUCCUUCAAGCCAAACCCUAAGGAUAUCCUAGGCGACACACCAUCAGAUGGCGACUCCGAGUCAGAGUUAGAUGGGAGCAAUACAAGUGGGGACUCGGACGUACCUCAUGCACAAACAAUAGGACGCCCUCGCAAGCCACUCCUGGACCAGCUCACACGCGAGCUGAAUCAGGCGACCGAUGGCAAGAAACGCUAUGGUUGCAUUGGUCGUGGCUGCGAUCGGGCUUGGUCUGGUCGGACAAGUGGCCGAGUCCUUUCUCAUGCGAGCCGGUGUCUGCACCUGUCAACAGAGUUGCGAUCAAAAGCCUCGAAGGCGAGUAGGGAGAACACCCCAAGUGCAAGGCAGGAGCAACUCGCCUUAGUGUUUGCCCAGAAGGUCGCUCCGAAUGGCGGCAUCACGAACAUGACAUUGGCGCCGGAUCCCUCCACUGUAGUUGCUGCCCAAGCGGCAUUGGCACCCGAGAACUCCCGGUUGGUAGCUGUCGACAGCAGACAGCCCAACCCACAUGCAGCGAAGUCUGGCCAGACGACGCUCGAUGUCAUGGUUGGGCGGGCCGGGCGCACUUGGCUGAAGGCACAGCUUGACCCCGCGAUCUUGAAGUUCAUCUGCUGUAACGGGAACACAAAGUACAUACCUGUGUCCCGGAGUACGCUCGAGGAGACACAAAUCCCACAGGAGGCAGAACAUGUACGACAUCUGCAAAUUGAGUAUCUCCGCACUCAAAUCAACCUCACCAUCACGUACGACGGUGGUGCGAAUAAGCGCCACCAGUCGUACUAUACUGUGCAUGUCACGACUGCCGCGCCGAAUCGCCAGGUCUUUUUUGUUGAUGUCAUUGACGGUUGCCGGGUGCGACAUACGGCGGACUGGUUGGCACGAAGCAUGCUGAAGCAAGUUGUUGAUCCGAUCGGUCGAAGACGCUUCAGCGCCGCUUCAUCGGACAGCACUGGCAACACGAAAGCAUGUCGGCGCUUUCUGUGUGCGACGGUCCCUACAAUCAUGAACAUACCUGAUCCGGUCCAUCAUACAAACCUUCCGAUCAAGAACCUGUGCAAAUUGCCGUUUUUCAAGGACGUGAUUGCAACUGUACGACGCACCUUGCAAUUCUUUUCUAAGUCGGACCAAUCUGCUGAAGAGUUGGCGGUAAUCCGUGAACGCCUCGGUAUACCGCGUGGCCUUGAGAAGAUAGGAAAGACCCGGUUCGCGAUGAUCAUUCGAGCUUCGGUGGCCAUGCGGCGAUGCCUUCCUGCACUCCGAGAUGGCUGCUCAAGUGGGAAGAUCACUGUGGAGGAAACGCAGGAGUGUUUCAUACGCGACUCACCAUCAACGUUGGUCUUCGAGACACAGCUGAAUCAGGUUCUCAGUGUCGGUCUUCCAUUUGCGAAGACGAUCGUCCUCCUUGAGUCGCUACAGGUGUCCCUCGCGGAUUUGUUCCUUUACUGGUGCGGGAUUGGUGCGUCAUUGAAACAAGUGUUUGCGCAGAAGGCAUCGGGUAUUCCAGAGAGCGUGAUGGCAGAGAUCCGUGCGAUCUACAAUGCACGCUGGAGCGAGAUGUUCGAAGACGGACCUACCGAUGCACACCUGUCUGCAGUCUAUCUUGACCCGAAUUACCUCAAGUCUGACCUUUUCCGAGUCAGCCAAUCCAAAGCUAGCUCGUCAUCAAAACACGUACAGCCCACAGAUCUCGCCUCGGAUCCACCACGAAUUCAGUCCCUUGAUGUCUACAAACGUGUAGGUCACUACUUGAUGGCACUGCUCCAAGCCGAAGCAGUGCAUGGUGAACACCCUGUCCUGAAUGUGCCGAAGAAACAGUGGAAUCAGCUCGUAAAACAAUUCAAGAGCCAGUUUCUUGCGUACGCACAGAAUAGCUACCCAUUUACCACUGUUCCGCGGCGCAAUGAUGGCCAGACUGCCUUGGAUUGGUGGAUGAUCGUGCAGUCUAUCCCUCACACUGAAGUCCUUGCUGCUCUUGCGAUCAAGCUGUACUCUGUCAUGCCCAACUCGAUGCCCGAUGAACGUACAGCAUCACUCUUCACGCGGCUGAAUAGCCCAUCUCGCUCUUCCAGCUCCUCGUCAUGGCGCGACCCCACUGAGGGAGGAGGUGGCAACUUCGCUCAAUAUGGGAGACUGGGAUCACGGAGCUUCUGGGGCGACCACGGCAAGUGGCUCAUGGAACUGCUGGCCGUAGCUUUCAGGGACGCGGAAAAUCGACCGAACACGCGCAACACGAAGACCUUAUGA